Molecule: messenger RNA, 1759 nt
Organism: Bemisia tabaci
Lineage: Eukaryota; Metazoa; Arthropoda; Insecta; Hemiptera; Aleyrodidae
Source: RefSeq, a predicted model, not a curated record
UGUCAGAUGAGAGCAAAAGAUCUUGCUGGCACGACCCAAUUCCUGACCAGGCGCUGUUACAAGUAGAUUUACAAGAGGAGGGAAUUGAUUACGAACAGUGUAAGCGGCGAUGUGAGACGGAGCAGUAUUUCAACUGCCUCGGGUUCACUCAUCAUUGUCCGUUGGAAAAGAACGAUGGAAAGACCUUAUGUCAGUUGCACAGUGACGACAGAAUCAGUGCCGGCCCGCUUGCUCUCCGCUACUCACAGUGUGCAUCCUAUACCGAACGCCUUCCAUGCAUUGACUUAACUGUUUCUUGCUCCCAGAGACUCAUGUCUAUUACUUUACAUUCGAAAGGAUUUAACGGUCGACUUUUCGCCUUGGGUCACUCUGAUUCGUGUGGUGUUUCUGGCCGAAAUCAGAUUAAGACAAUUUUGCCAAUCCCAUUGACGCAAUCGACCAACAUGUGCGGGGUUAUCAUCGCGUACUCUUCCGGGGAGUACAAUCGGACCGUCGCUAGUGCCAUAGUAGUUGUCCAAAGACAUCCAAUCAUUCAAACUGCAGGUGACAGGGUCGUUAAGGUGUCUUGUGCCAUUCCCGAUGAUACUACACCGUACAACUAUCCGAGGCCCUCCUUCAACAACAUCACGCUGGACACUAGUUUUGGAGUUUCCGAUCCAGGGGGCACUAACGGGCUGUACAGCGAGACAAUCAGCAACAUUAGCAGCACUCCACCAACUUAUCAGUCUCCACCGAUCGCGAGACUCAGAGUUCGAGAUUUAUCUCAAGGAGGCGAAGAUGCGACUGAAACCAUGCUAGGAGAUGAUCUGGAGUUCAGGGUUGAUAUUGAUCCUCCUUACAAUGUAUCAGUGCUGAAAGCCGGUCAUCUGGUGGCGAGCUCUGGGGACGCCCGUGACUCUCUUCUACUCCUCGAUUGGCGGGGGUGCCCCCCCGAACCCCAAACGUUCCCGGCGCUCACCCCUGAAGGACCUAACUCCUUGGUCGCCGUAUUCAAGGCCUUCAGGUUUCCAUCGUCGCCGAUCUUGAGGUUCAGCCUUGUUCUCACACCGUGCGAGAAGAACUGCCAGCCUGUUUACUGCGGUAAUGGUGUAUCCUCUUUGGGUCGGACGAAGCGUGCAACCCUUCAGAUGCAAGAAAUCCCUCUACAGCUCUCGAUCAUUGUUAGACCUCUUGAUAUCAACGAAACAGCGAACACGACGGACACGUCCCGACAGCUUCACUCAGAUGAUACCGAAAUUUGCGCCACUUGGGGCAUGAUGGUUGCUAUUGGGGCUAUUUGGCUCGGCAUUCAAUUUCUACUACUGGCAGUCUGCUGCUGCUGGGCGUCACGAAUCAGGCGAGAGAAAAAGUACAACGACACUGUAAGUCUUCAGCACGACUUUCAACCAAGACACGUCACGUGGGCCGAUCACCUUCAGAGUCGUUAAAUGUUUACCACGACGUCUUCGAUCGUGCAAUUCUGACUCCUAAAACGGAUUUGAUCAAAACAAGAGGAAUGGAAGUCUCUGAAAGCAGAUGUACCUCUUGGUAAUACAAUCAAUGGACUCUAGUCAAAAAUUCCAUCAAUGGACGAAACGUUUUUCACAGGGAAUUCAUAGUGAUUGAGAGGUAACUGUUAUUAAAAAAGCAAGUUACCAUCAGCCAAAAAACCGAAAGAAAUGUAUAAUCAAAACUAUACUUAUUAAAAUUAAUUCAAUUCUUAAUAAUGAUAUUUAUUUACGAUUUUGUACGCUGCCAAAUAAAAUUUUUGCAAAAUUUA